AUGGCUCUCGGUCAGUGGUGGACAUGGCACUCGGUCAGUGGUGGACAUGGCUCUCGGUCAGUGGUGGACAUGGCACUCGGUCAGUGGUGGACAUGGCACUCAGUCAGGGGUUCACAUGGCACUCGGUCAGUGGUGGACAUGGCACUCGGUCAGUGGUGGACAUGGCACUCGGUCAGUGGUGGACAUGGCACUCGGUCAGUGGUGGACAUGGCACUCGGUCAGUGGUGGACAUGGCACUCGGUCAGUGGUGGACAUGGCACUCGGUCAGUGGUGGACAUGGCACUCGGCCAGUGGUGGACAUGGCACUCGGUCAGUGGUGGACAUGGCACUCGGUCAGUGGUGGACAUGGCACUCGGUCAGUGGGAGAAGCACAAGGUUUCAUGGCAUGCAGGGUCAAGCAAUUUUUCAUUUACAUUUUAA
This is a messenger RNA of Candidula unifasciata, 420 nucleotides long. The record is from the annotation of a GenBank genome assembly. NCBI's taxonomy places the organism in Eukaryota, Metazoa, Mollusca, Gastropoda, Stylommatophora, Geomitridae.